This is a messenger RNA of Etheostoma spectabile (orangethroat darter), 3412 nucleotides long. RefSeq names its product protein mono-ADP-ribosyltransferase PARP6. The record is from RefSeq and is a predicted model, not a curated record. Bases 441 to 2354 code for a protein of 637 amino acids. The transcript is spliced from 23 exons. Lineage: Eukaryota; Metazoa; Chordata; Actinopteri; Perciformes; Percidae. Gene Ontology annotation, molecular function: NAD+ poly-ADP-ribosyltransferase activity.
AAAUAUAAGACAGCAGUAGCAGCAGAGAUCUGCAAUAGAUAAACACAGUCUCACACACACACCAGCUGGAUUGCUCGCAGACACACACCACAACUACAGAGAGACAGACGCUGUAGAAUUAGAGAACGGUGGCUCCAGCUUCUCUAAUCUUCUAUUUUAAUGGGCUUAUUGUCAUCUAUCAUUUCAGUGGAAAACAGCCACAGAGAAAGAAAGCGGCAGGUGUGCCCUUUAAGAGGGGGAGCAGCUGAGGCAAGGACGGCAUCAGAGUCUCCAUCCUCUGUGGAGGAUUUGCGGUUCUGAGGAGUGCAAGAAAGAGCGGUGGUCAGCCAAAGCUCUCCGGUUUUCUGUUCUCGUUCCUUCCAUCUGGACAUAGGCUGCAAUGGUUGGCAGUAUUCAAAGGCCCACACCUGUCUGAGUGAGCCCUAUGAACAGCAGACCCGAUGGACAUCAAAGGCCAGUGUUGGACAGACGAGGAGUCGGACGGGGAGAACGAGUCCGAACAGUUCCUGUAUGGCAUUCAGGGGAGCUGCGCUGCUGACCUGUACCGCCACCCUCAACUAGAUGCAGAUAUUGAGGCAGUAAAAGACAUCUACACUGACAGUGCUGUCUCUGUUAGGGAGUAUGGAACCAUCGAUGACGUGGACAUCGAUCUUCAUAUUAACAUCGGUUUUUUAGAUGAGGAGGUUGCGACAGCUUGGAAAGUUAUCAGAACAGAGCCCAUUAUUCUGAGACUGCGCUUUUCUCUUUCUCAGUACCUCGAUGGACCUGAACCGUCAGUAGAAGUGUUCCAGCCCUCCAAUAAAGAAGGCUUUAGCCUGGGCCUGCAGCUCAAAAAGAUCCUGAGCACGUUCACCUCACAGCAGUGGAAGCACCUCAGUAAUGAGUUCCUCAAGGCCCAGCAGGAGAAGAGGCACAGCUGGUUCAAAGCCGGAGGAACCAUCAAGAAGUUCCGAGCCGGACUCAGCAUCUUCUCCCCCAUACCCAAGUCUCCGAGUUUUCCUUUGAUCCAAGACACAGUUUUAAAAGGGAAGCUGAGUGUCCCUGAGCUGAGAGUGACCCGCCUGAUGAACCGCUCUAUCUCAUGUACCAUGAAGAACCCCAAAGGGGAGCUCUUCAACUAUCCACCAAACAGCCAGACUGUGGCUGUCCCGGCGGCCAGGGCCCCUGCGCAGAUUACCACGAGGCAGCUGAUUGAAUUGUUUUUCUCAUCCCAGGCGGGCGGCCACUGCAAGAACAUCCCUACCUUGGAGUAUGGCUUCUUAGUGCAGAUUAUGAAGUACUCGGAGCAGAGGAUCCCCACACUCAACGAGUACUGUGUGGUGUGUGACGAACAGCAUGUCUUUCAGAACGGAUCCAUGCUGAAGCCGGCUGUAUGCACCAGGGAGCUGUGUGUGUUCUCCUUCUACACUCUGGGUGUGAUGUCUGGAGCCGCAGAGGAAGUGGCCACUGGAGCAGAGGUAGUGGACCUACUUGUGGCUAUGUGUCGAGCUGCUCUGGAGUCUCCCCGUAAGAGCAUCAUCUUUGAGCCGUACCCAUCAGUUGUUGACCCCAAUGACCCCAAGACUCUGGCCUUCAACCCAAAGAAGAAGAAUUAUGAGAGACUGCAGAAAGCCUUGGACAGCGUCAUGUCCAUUCGGGAAAUGACCCAGGGCUCAUAUCUAGAGAUCAAGAAACAGAUGGACAAACUUGACCCUUUAGCCCAUCCCCUGCUACAGUGGAUUAUUUCCAGUAACAGGUCUCAUAUCGUCAAGCUGCCUCUGAGUAGGCAACUGAAAUUCAUGCACACCUCCCACCAGUUCCUGCUGCUCAGCAGCCCCCCAGCAAAGGAGGCUCGUUUUCGCACUGCCAAGAAGCUAUAUGGCAGCACCUUCGCCUUCCAUGGUUCCCAUAUAGAGAACUGGCACUCUGUUCUGAGAAAUGGACUAGUCAAUGCCUCUUAUACCAAACUGCAGCUGCAUGGGGCAGCGUAUGGAAAGGGGAUCUAUCUGAGCCCCAUCUCCAGCAUAUCUUUUGGAUACUCAGGAAUGGGGAAAGGACAGCACCGGAUGCCCACCAAAGAUGAACUGGUGCAGCGUUACAACCGCAUGAAUACCAUACCACAGAGCCGUCCAAUACAAUCAAGGUUUCUUCAGAGUCGAAAUCUCAACUGCAUCGCUUUGUGUGAAGUAAUCACAUCUAAGGAUCUGCAGAAACAUGGUAACAUCUGGGUGUGUCCAGUAUCUGACCAUGUUUGUACUCGCUUCUUUUUUGUGUACGAGGAUGGCCAAGUAGGAGAUGCCAACAUCAACACCCAGGAGCCUAAGGUGCAGAAAGAGAUCAUGCGUGUGAUUGGAACCCAGAUCUACUCCAGCUAAUGGCAGUUCUCCAUACGUCUCUCUGGCGGAGGCACACAGACAGGCAGACAGCGAAUGUUUGGGCGGGGCCGACCUCAGGCCCGAUACGGAAGGCUGAGGAGCUCUUGAGCACAUUAAGUCGUUUUGUUAAUUUCCCCUCAUUUUCCUCUCCAUUGUUUGUUCCUCUUCUCCAAGUGGUUACACAUUACAUGUUCAUUUAACCUUCAGUUAAAGUCAGUCUGCUUCUCUCCGUUAACACACCGAUGAAGAAAAGGAUUGUGGCACUAUCUUUUGUGGGGACUCGUCAUUGACAUAAUGCAUUCCCUAGCCCCUUGCCAUAACCUUAACCCUCACAACUAAAUGCCUAACCUUAAACCUUACCCUCAAUCUUACUAUAACAUAAUUCUAACCCUAAUCCUAAAACAAAGUUUUAACCCUCAAACAGCUCUUUAAACUUGUGGGGUCCAGCAUUUUGGCCCCACAAAGUUGUUGGGACCCUACAAGUAUACUGGACUCCUGGUUUUUGGACCCCACGAAAAUAGUUAAACAAGACCACACACACACACACACACACUCAAACCAUUGGUUGACUGGGCUUUCUCCUUUCUUUCUGCACUUUUACUAAUUCUCUAGACUAAUGAUCUCUAUUUUUCAUUUCUCUUUGUGAAUAUUGAGUCAAAAAAAAAGAAGAAAAAAAAUGUCAAAUGAUUAAUUAGAUCCCUUUGUGGCAAAUAAGUGAUGGAUUUACAUGCACAUAGAAGUUUGCAAACACAAUAAGAGAACAAAGGCAUUAUUUCCCAUCCGUUUAUUUAAUAUCUUUUGACUAAUGACAUGAAUUAGGUCUGUGACAUGGUUAUCUGAGGGGCAAACAGUGCUCUGUCACUUUGUCCUUGUUCGCUCCCAGAAUCCAAUAAGCGAGGUGUGGCUUGAACUCAAGUUACAUACACUAUAGGCACUUUGUUUUUGAUAACAUUAUCAAAUGUAAUAAAAACAGAAUAGUUUUUUUUUCAUACAGAAUUCAGAUGGUUCUCAUUGAUAAUGCACCUUCAAACCCUCACAGCCCCCAAAUGUCAAACAAA